GUCAAAUUUUUUUGUGAGUCGCAUGCUGGCAAAGCUGCGCAGGCACGCGGCCAGAAACGAUGGCCGGAAUUGAGCCCUGAUUCCAGCGGGCGCACGCGAACGCGUACAACGACAAACACUGAUAGAUAAGGGCUGCCCUCAUCAUGCGGCCACGGGGGGCAGCAAUGCUCCUCCUCGCAACGGCAGCAGCAGCGGUGAAGAAAGAAUGCGCCUGCAACGAGGUCUACGACCACAGCAAGCCCGUGACCGUGCCGAGCAACCUCACUAGUCCACUGCCGAAGCAGCUCGUCCUCGUGAAAGUGCCCGAGACCGGCUCCUCGACGACGGCGCAGCUGCUCGCGGACCUCGCCUCGAGAAGAUCUAUCCCCUGCUGGGUCCCGGGAGCGUGGAAAGGCAAUCAACCAUUGACCUUCGAAGAUGCGAUCGAAAAAACACCGAAGCAUGGGCCGAAAUGGGCCGUAGCUCAUAGGGGUGCUGGUGACUGGAUCCGAUCGAAUUUCAACCAGGCCUUCGUCAUCGGUACGGCGCGGAGCCCCGAGGCGCGCUUGAGGUCCUGGGUCUCGAAGCACCCGAAACGACCAUGUCAACAAGGCGCUUCUAUAGCAUUGAAAUUCUAUGGGAUUGCUGGGUCAUCUCGCACCAAUACGACGGAAGCGCUUUCACAAAUACAAGAGCGGUUCAAAUCCUGGUUCGUUUUGGAACGAUACAACGAGUCGCUGGUGGCCUUCGCGCUCAAGCACCGCCUGCCGCUGGGCGACGUGCUGCCCCCUUUGUCAAAGUACCACGGCGGGUCGAGGCACCGAGAUACGCCGACGUGCGAAGGGAACGCCAUGCGGAAACUCCUCGAGACGGAACGAGCGGUCCACGCCCACGCUUCAAGACAGCUCGAUGAGACUCUUGCUGAAUUUCGACGAGCGUUCGACGUCGACGCGUUAGUCGAGACCUUCGAGCACGCGCUCGACGGCAUGAUGGCUAGGGGCACGUGGCGCAACAAUAGCGCGACCGGCAUGGGCACCGGGACGACAUUACUGGUCGACGACUGCGCGCGUUCAUGUGCGGCCCAGGCGUUGGACGCGAAGGUACGGCUUCGGUACGAGACCAGCGACCAGGUCAAGGACGCCUCGGAGACGCCGGCGGGCUGGAACUUCCUGAAGCAGUACUUCCCGGGCGACGAAGCUAGGCCUCCGAAAGGUGGGGGCCACUGGUGACCGACUCCCUGCACGCCGUCGAGGCGACGUCGCCACCAGGACGCCAUCGCCGCGACGCGACAAUUCAUAGAUACUAACUUGUGACACAUA
Pelagomonas calceolata is the source of this 1298-nucleotide messenger RNA. NCBI's taxonomy places the organism in Eukaryota, Pelagophyceae, Pelagomonadales, Pelagomonadaceae. The record is from the annotation of a GenBank genome assembly.